GUGGUGUGGGGGGAGGAAAAAUGGUAAACUCAAGAAAAUCGUGCAGACUCAAAGGAGGGUGGUAGUCCGAUUCUCAAAUCAGUUCUGUGUGGUGCUGAUUGAUGGCUGAAAGCUGCAUGCUUCCUGAAGCAUUGUCUAACAGGCUUUUCGCAUCUCGGCAAGGUUGGCGUCCUACGGUCUAGUGAGUAUCUCAGUCUGAGUGCAGUAAUUGUGAAGGUUGUCAGCAGGUCCGGAAUCAAAGAGUAUGAACAUCACCGUUGAAAGUAUCCAAGUCAUAUCGGAGAGGCCAGCGCUCCGUGUUGUGUACUACAAGCGAUGUUUAGCAAUCCUCGUCGAAUGGUGUACUUAGCUGAAAAUUUCCAGAGAGCAAGAGAAGUUCCAGAGAUCAACUCAUCUUCUACGCUUCUUGUUCUUAAUGUUGUUUCGCUUGUCGAUCUCCUGCUGCUCUUGUCGCUCUUUCUCCUGCUCUUCGAUAGCCCUUUGGGCUUUAGCCUUCAACUCUUUAUCCUUUUUACAGCCUUUGCAGCGCCAUCCUUCUCUGUCCCUAUAGGCACAGGUGUGAAGCAGGCAAGGGAUCAAGUGUGCCUUGCAGUGGUGGAACGGGUCAUCGACGAAUCGACAGUUACCAGACUUGCCAUACCACUGGGGGCAAUGAUGAUUAAAGCGUGCAAACUUUGGCUUCUUCUGGUUGUUUUUGGACAU
This is a messenger RNA of Aureobasidium pullulans EXF-150, 702 nucleotides long. RefSeq lists its product as uncharacterized. The annotation marks the transcript as partial. The transcript has a single exon. The record is from RefSeq and is a predicted model, not a curated record. Lineage: Eukaryota; Fungi; Ascomycota; Dothideomycetes; Dothideales; Saccotheciaceae.